AAAAACAAAACAUAUUAUACAAAAUGGCUCAAGAAGGAAAUGGACAAAAAAUAGAUGUGGCUAAGUCUAAGGAAUACUAUAAUUGGGUGAUGCCAUUGUUGAGGUUAUUGGCAUUUGGUGCAACAAUUUCAGCAACAUUAGUUAUGGCACUUAACAACCAAAAGAAAACUAUUGUUGUUGCCACUAUUGGUACCACUCCUAUUCAAGCUACUCUCAAUGCUAAGUUCCAGCAUACUCCAGCUUUUGUGUUCUUUGUUAUAGCAAACGGACUAGGUAGUCUCCAUAACCUCCUCAUGCUAGCAUUUUGUUUUAUUGGAAAUAAAUAUGAUUACAAGGGACUACGAUUUUAUGUAAUUGGAAUCCUAGACAUGAUAAAUGUGGCAUUAAUCUCUGGUGGAUCAAGUUCAGCAGCAUUUAUGGGACAACUUGGUAGGAAUGGAAAUUCUCAUGCAAGAUGGAAUAAAAUUUGUGAUAAAUUUUAUACAUUUUGUAACCAUGGUGAAGGAGCUAUUAUUGCUUCUUUUAUUGGUUUGCUCUUAAUGAUAAUUACUACUGCAAUUAAUAUAAUUAAGCUUAAAAACGUCAAUAAUUGUGCCAUUAAUAUUCCUUAAUCAAGAAUAUCCUAAUUGUCAUUUCAUUUUUUUUUAUUCAAAAAAAAAAAAAAACUUGUAUGGUUUUCGAUUGUUGUAUUGUAAUGUCCUCUUAAUGUAAUGUUCAUUUUAAUGAAAUUUUCGUAUUGGCUUUAAUGCAUUAACUUUCUCCGUCCG
Molecule: messenger RNA, 767 nt
Organism: Solanum pennellii
Lineage: Eukaryota; Viridiplantae; Streptophyta; Magnoliopsida; Solanales; Solanaceae
Product: CASP-like protein 1B2
Exons: 3
Coding region: 24-611 (195 amino acids)
Source: RefSeq, a predicted model, not a curated record